GAAGCGCCCAAUUAACAGUCUUGUCAACGCAUCCUCACUUCCUCUUGUUAGCUUGCCGGGCGCCACAAUAACAUUGGCGUUAAUAAGAGCCGGUCCUCUGUAUAUAUCGUCAACGCACCAUCGAUAGACGAACGACGACACUAACAGGCAAGCCGAAAUUGGUCCUCCUCAAGUAAACAGGGAGAACACUUCUUACGCCGCGAGUACUGUCCACUGCAUGCAUUCCCUGCGACGCCAGAGCACGUACCUGACUAUUUUCGCUCAAUUCCAGUGAUAUUCGGCACUCAAGAUCUGGAAUGACGACUUAUGGAAGAAUUCUUGCCAUAGCAGUGGUGAUACCAGUCAUCGCUUAUUCAUCGGCUCACAAGUGUGCCCUGUCGGGCCGCCGUCGUCUGUAUCAAGGAGACUUUACGAAUGAAAUGCGCGCCAUGCAACGGCAAAUUGUGAAACGCCACAACCAUUACCGCCGCCUUCAUGGUGUCCCCAUCCUGAGAAAGAGCGAAAAGUUAAACCGCAUUGCUCAAGGAUGGGCUGAGCACUUAGCAGACAUCGAUGGCUUGAGUCACCUGAGGGGCGAUUAUGGAGAGAACCUCUACUUUGGCUCAAGUGGACCCACUCGUUUGAACGGAAAAAGCAUUGUAGACCGGUGGUACAUGGAGAUCUGCCAUUACGACUACAGGAACCCGAUAUACAAACCUCGAACGGGACACUUCACCCAAGUAGUGUGGAAGGCAACCCGUCGCAUCGGUAUUGGCUUUGCGACGAGCAGUAACGGUAACGACUACGUUGCGUGUUUCUACACGCCAGGAGCAAACGUGCCUGGCGCGUUUUCAGAUAAUGUUCCUGAGCCGAUAAAUGGCCUCCCCAGCAGAAAAAAGUGCCAGGCUAGGAAAGAAGCGUUCUUUUAAUUUUGGUGCGCCGCUGUGCGAUUGUCACGAGCCAGCUGGCUAUGCUUGUGAGUACAACCAGCGUGGUCAAGUAUUAUUCUUCGAAGAAAGUAAUAAAGCCAAUGCA
This is a messenger RNA of Dermacentor silvarum, 1014 nucleotides long. Its product is annotated as Golgi-associated plant pathogenesis-related protein 1-like. The transcript is spliced from 6 exons. The coding region runs from base 297 to 908 and encodes 203 amino acids. Lineage: Eukaryota; Metazoa; Arthropoda; Arachnida; Ixodida; Ixodidae. The record is from RefSeq and is a predicted model, not a curated record. Gene Ontology annotation, cellular component: extracellular region.